This is a messenger RNA of Diaporthe amygdali, 312 nucleotides long. RefSeq lists its product as uncharacterized. The record is from RefSeq and is a predicted model, not a curated record. Lineage: Eukaryota; Fungi; Ascomycota; Sordariomycetes; Diaporthales; Diaporthaceae. Bases 1 to 312 code for a protein of 103 amino acids. The transcript is spliced from 2 exons.
AUGGCAGGUCAACCAGAUGAUAAGAUGCCGAUAGCCGCGGAUGUCGUCCAUAUCAAGAUAGCGUCGAAAACACAACUUGCGGCAGUCUACAGCAGCGACGGACUCGCAAGCUCACGGCUGGCGCGUGAAAAGGUGGAGGCAAUUACGGAGCAGGGUGUAUCAUCGCGGGACGUAAUAGGCCAGAGGAGUACCACUGAAGCGCUGGCUGCCCCUCAAUCAAUCCAGUCUUUCAAGCACUUCAAUAGGCCCAAUCAGGCAUUCUGGAGAGUCGGUCAAGCGGGUUUGGGACUGCCGAUAUGCAGGGUCACGUAA